CUGGCAUUUACCUAGUCGUAUUGAUUACUUCAUAAUCAAGCGCAACAGAGUCUUUCUACAGAGUAGCAUUCGAAUCUUCGCUGCCCUGGCCUAUAAUUUAAGAGCCAAAAAACGUCACUCCGUUGCCACAUAAAUCUUCGAGCAGACUACAUUUUGAAUUUAUUUGUUUCUCAUCUGCACUGGAUUGUACUGCACUGGCCCACAAAAAGAGGACAGGACAGGACAGGAUGAUGCCACACAUAAAUCAAUAAUCAACAAAGCGCAAAUUAAAUAUUUAGUCUCUGAGCGAAUGGGUAUAAGUGGCCAUAAAAUUUCCGUGCAAAUUUGCUGCUGUCGUGAGUGCAUAAAUAAGUAAGUCGGACAGCCCGUCCCAGAGAGCUGUGUGGCCAGUUGAGUCAGUUGACCCGUAAACCGUAACUUAUCCCCGGAUAAAACCUGAGGACAGAACAGAACAGACCUGAAUCGAUGCCCACAUCCACAUACGCAUCCGCGGAACAACGAAGUAUCGAAAUCAAGCCGAAAGUUCAAAAAGUUCACCAUUAAAUUUAUUGCAAAUGCCGCGCUCGCGCACUCCGCCGUCCUCUGGGAAUCGUUGUGGCACACGAACAACAGUUGCCGCCAUAAAAGUCUACAGAAAACACCUGCAAUCAUAAACACCCAGUCCCCGACACCAACUCCGACCGUGCCCCCACACACAUUCUAUUCUGUAUCCGGCUCAGACGUGCGGAAGAAGGCCAAAGCAGGACAACGACUACGAGCAGCAACAGCAGCAGCGCAACGAGAAAACAAACAAUAAAUAUCAACAGGAGUCCAAUAAAACAGCUUUAUAUUCAACUAAACAGAAACUGACCAACUAAAUUUAAUAACCAGCUAAAUGUGAAACAUAUAAGCAAACAGCUACUCAACUGAGCGGACCAAACCCGAACCCAAACCCAAACGCGAACCCGAACUCGAACCGAAACAGUUACCCAUAUCUAAUUGUAAGAACGUAUUGUUAGCCUACUUUGUAAGUGUACAUAUGACCAGAAUGGAACGCAACUUGGUAAAAGCUUUAAAUUAGUCAACUAGGACCACGGGAAACGGCAAAUGCUAAGGACUUUCUGGGACCCUUGCCGUCAAUUUUUGUUAAGUGUAAAGUGUAACUGAACGUGUAACUGUAGACUGUGCCGUAGACAUAUUCGAACUAUACCUAAACCCCUACUCGUACCUACCCUCCCUAUAAAUAAUCGCCAGCAAGCAGCAUUUAGAUAACUUUGCAGAGACAAAAACUUAAAGAAAACUUCAGGUAAACCAAGACAAACCGUAACAAAACUCAACAAAACUCAAACCGCAACACGAGCAAUCAUUUCUGGGAGCUUUGUACACAGAUGUCUGUUCCAAUGCAUUUAUGUGGUCUCGUCCCCAUGCCUGUGUGUCCUUGUGUGCGUGUGCGUGUGCGUGUGCCCGUUCCUAGCCUAGUACUGCUACCUCCCCUUGCUCACGCCUGCUGGACUCUGCACGAUGAGCAGCAGCAGCGAUACCAACAAUAAGAGCAGCACCAGCACCAGUCGUAGCCACCGCUUAAGCGGCAUCCGUAACAGCAAGUUAGCUAAUUGGUUUCCACAACGCGCCGAGGAGAACAAGCGCAAGAAGCGCGUCGAGCAGCAGCGCCAGCAGCAGCGCCAGCGGCGGGGGGCCAAGGUCUUCAAAUGUGUCAACGACUCCACCGGCCACCUGACCCUGGCCCCCUCACGACUGUUCGAGCGCACGCCGAUGAGUCCGUCGGACAGCCUGGACGAGAUUGCGCUGCAGAUACCCAGAGUUCGUGUGGAGUACUACGUGAAUGAAAACACAUUUAAAGAAAGACUGCAACUCUAUUUCAUUAAGAAUCAGCGUUCAAGCUUACGCAUACGAAUUGCCGAUUUAUUCCUUAAGUUACUGUCGUGUGUUCUGUACAUAAUACGUGUGAUAUUGGAUAAGAAUCCAACAUUUAUAACUUGCUAUGGCUGCGAGGUGGGCAAUAAGACAGAGUUCAUCAUUUCGGCCAAACUCACGGAGGAGGAGUUCCAAGAGAGUCCGAUCAUCAACUGGGAUGCCAUACUCUGGGUGAACCGGCCCACGGUGCUCUGGGUCCUGCAGCUGCUCCUAGCCAUGGUGUCGCUAACGCAAUCCCUGGUUCUCACAUAUCUAGGCUAUAAGGGCAACAUUUGGCAGCAGAUACUCUCAUUUCACUUUAUACUAGAAUUAGUAACGACAAUACCCUUUGCACUAACGAUCGUUCAUCCUCCACUACGGAAUCUCUUCAUUCCCAUCUUCCUCAACUGCUGGCUGGCCAAGCGCUCGCUGGAGAACAUGUUUAAUGAUCUUCAUCGGGCCAUGCAGAAGUCUCAGUCGGCUCUGUCCCAGCAGCUGACCAUCCUGUCGGCCACGCUGCUCUGUUUGGUGUUUACCAGCGUUUGCGGCAUCCAGCACUUUCAGCGGGCUGGCCAUCGGCACUUGAACCUGUUCCAGAGCACGUACUAUGUGGUUGUGACCUUCUCCACAGUGGGCUACGGCGACUUUGUUCCGGACAUUUGGCCCUCCCAGCUGUACAUGGUCAUCAUGAUUUGUGUCGCCCUCAUUGUGCUGCCCACGCAGUUCGAGCAGUUGGCCUUCACCUGGAUGGAGCGCCAGAAGCUGGGCGGCAGCUACAGCUCGCACCGGGCCCAGAGCGAGAAGCAUGUGGUCGUGUGCUCGACCACCCUACACGCGGACACCAUCAUGGACUUCCUCAACGAGUUCUACGCCCACCCCCUGCUGCAGGACUUUUACGUGGUGCUGCUCAGUCCCAUGGAGCUGGACACGACGAUGCGGAUGAUAUUACAGGUGCCGAUUUGGGCUCAGCGUGUGAUCUAUAUUCAGGGCUCUUGUCUGAAGGACGGCGACCUGGCCCGGGCUCGCAUGAACGAGGCGGAGGCGUGCUUCAUCCUUGCGGCCAGGAACUAUGCGGACAAAACGGCCGCGGACGAGCACACCAUCCUACGCUCCUGGGCGGUGAAGGACUUUGCGCCGAAUGUGCCGCAGUAUGUGCAGAUUUUUAGGCCGGAGCACAAGCUGCAUGUGAAGUUCGCCGAGCAUGUGGUCUGCGAGGACGAGUUCAAGUAUGCGCUGCUGGCCAAUAACUGCACCUGUCCGGGCGCCAGCACCCUGGUCACCCUCCUGCUGCACACCUCGCGCGGACAGGAGGGGCAGCAGUCUCCGGAGGAGUGGCACCGGCUGUACGGCAAGUGUUCAGGAAACGAGAUCUAUCACAUUGUCCUCGGCGACAGUCGAUUCUUCGGGGAGUAUGAGGGCAAGAGCUUCACCUACGCCAGCUUCCACUCGCAUCGCAAAUAUGGCGUGGCCUUGGUGGGGGUGCGACCGGCCGAGCUGCCUGAGUUCUACGAGGACACAAUACUCCUGAAUCCUGGGCCCAGGCACAUUAUGAAAAAGGAUGACACGUGCUAUUAUAUGAGCAUCACCAAGGAGGAGAACUCGGCGUUCGUCGUUAAUCAAAAUCAAACAUCGGACCCCUCCACAGCCGCCAAGGAUGGGGCACCAUCCUCCGCCUCUUCUCAUCAUCCAACAGCUGCAACUGCCUGCGAUAAUCCGACGGCUGUGAUAAUAUCGGACUCCAGGCAGAACCUCAAGGACACGACGGUGACCCAGACGGCGGCCACCACAACCACAAUAACCACAACGACGCUGCCACCACCGCCCAUGACGAUGGGCGGAUCUUCGGGAAUGCCCGGGGGCUCUGGCGGUGUUGGCCACGGAGUUGGCAGCGGCCACAGUCUGGGCACGUCGCUGAGCAUCACACCAGCCACGUUGUCCACGGGGAACCAUCUGGAUGUGCCCUUCGGCAACAAUCCCAAUCUGCUCAGUCCGGACGUGCUUAACCAGCGGAGGGGAAGCAGACGUCCCUCGAUCCUGCCCGUGCCCGAUAUGUUCACCUCCUCAUCGUUCACCAUUGCCGGCAACGACGAUGGCGAGGAGGGAGACGAGAGCGACGACGAGAUCGACGAUGAGAUGCCCUGGCGCUCGCCCUCUGAGAAGAUAGCCUGCUUGGGCGGGCACUUUCCCCAAUCGCGCACCUAUUCGCUCAUCAUGAGCUCCUCGGAGGAUUCGUAUCAGCGCAGUUGCAGCUUUUGCAAUGCCACCGCCACCGCUACUGCAGCUUCUACUGCUGCUGCUGCUGCUGCUGCUGCUGCUCCUGUCAUGCACCAGCCGCCGCCCCUGGGUAGUCUAGGACUCCCUCUCGAAGAGUACUCCACUACGGAGCUACGCAGGCGCGCCAUGAAGAAGAGUUACAGCUGCGACAGCGAGUGUCGCAAUGACCUGGGCCCCAGACAGGGUCUGGGCCUGGGUGGAGGGACUCUGGCCAUACUGGCGGCUCGAAGGAGGCAGCUGCAACGGUGCUGUUCCUGCAGCUGCUCCACCACCUCCUCCACCACCACGACUACGACAACAGCAGCAUCAUCAGCAGCAGCAGCAGCAGCCGCAGCAAUGGCGGCAGCAGCAUUUACAUCGAGCAGUUCCGUUGAGACGCGUCGCCUGGCGCGUCCGGUGUGGGCCUCCGACUACUCAGGCAUUGUCAAGGGGUUCCCGCCCGUGUCGCCCUUCAUCGGUGUCAGCCCCACGCUCUGUUUCCUGCUCAAAGAGAAGAAGCCUCUCUGUUGUCUGCAGCUGGCUCAGGUAUGCGAGCACUGCAGCUAUAGGAAUGCCAAGGAGUACCAGUGGCAGAACAAGACGAUCAUUCUGGCCGCCGACUAUGCCUCUAGCGGUAUAUACAACUUCAUCAUUCCGCUGAGAGCUCACUUUCGCUCGAAGACCUCACUCAAUCCCAUUAUCCUGCUGCUGGAGCGACGUCCGGACGUGGCCUUCCUGGACGCCCUCUCCUACUUUCCCCUGGUGUACUGGAUGCUGGGAUCGAUCGACUGCCUCGACGAUCUCCUGCGUGCGGGCAUCACGCUGGCCGAGAGCGUGGUCGUCGUCAACAAGGAGCUGUCGAACUCGGCCGAGGAGGAUUCCCUCUCCGACUGCAACACCAUAGUAGCUGUGCAGAACAUGUUCAAAUUCUUUCCCAGCAUCAAGAGCAUCACUGAGCUGUCGCAGAGCUCAAACAUGCGGUUUAUGCAGUUCCGGGCCCACGACAAGUACGCCCUGCACCUGAGCAAAAUGGAAAAGCGCGAAAAGGAGCGUGGAUCGCACAUCUCGUACAUGUUCCGCCUGCCGUUUGCGGCGGGGGCCGUGUUUAGCGCCUCCAUGCUGGACACGCUGCUGUACCAGGCCUUCGUGAAGGACUAUGUGAUUACGUUUGUGCGCCUCCUGCUGGGGAUUGACCAGGCCCCGGGCAGCGGUUUCCUGACCUCGAUGCGCAUCACCAAGGAGGACAUGUGGAUACGCACCUACGGCCGGCUCUACCAGAAGCUGUGCUCGACCACCUGCGAGAUACCGAUUGGCAUCUACCGCACCCAGGACACCUCGAAUGCGGACACGUCACAUGUGAGUAACUCGCCGGUCGAUAGAUGGGGACCCUUCUCGGCCUUCGGCAGGCAUUGUGUGCGCUUGCGUCCAUCGUACGACGAGGAGACUGGCACGCCCGACUCCACCAAGGACUCCACGGAAAUGCUGCGCGGGGUCACCUACCGCCCGCCGUCCUCGGCAACAGGUGGGGGCAGCAGCCCCAGCUUUCGGGCCCCGUCGCAGCCGCAGCAGCGCCAGAGGUCGGUCAACUGUCUGGGCGGUUGCUCGGAGCGUAAGGGAUCAUCUUACUCCAUCAAUCUGGCCGACGAGGCCAAGGACAAUCAUGCACAGCAGAUCGAGCGCGCGGAGAUCGCCAACCUGGUGAGGAGUCGCAUGGAGUCCUUGAACCUGCCCACCAACGACUACGAUGACGUGAGCGAGAAGCGGAACCACUUGUCCUAUGUGAUAAUCAACCCGAGCUGUGAUCUCAAGCUGGAGGAGGGCGAUCUCAUCUACUUGGUGCGGCCGUCGCCGUUCUCGGCCCAAAAGACCUUCGAGCGCCACAAUUCGCGUCGCAAGUCGAACAUCUCGUUCUGCUCGAACAUCAACCUGGGCGCCACUUGUGGGCCCCAGAUGCAAAACAUGUCCAACACCGCCGUCGGGGCUGGGUCGCGUCGCGGCUCCGGCAUCGCCGGUUUGAACCCAAUGCAAAUGCAGAGCGUUCAGACUUUGGCCGGGUAUGGAUCAUCCUCGCAGCGCUGUACCCCACCGAUGCAGCAAAUUAAAUCGAAUUCUCUUUCUCUACCCGACAGUCCGACGGUGGUUGGCAAUCAGCGUGGACGGAGUAACUCAUUGCGGAUCGACAACGACAUACUGCUGCGUCGAUCCUCCUCUCUGAGGCAAGGCCUUCCCAGCGUGGGCGUCAGUCAUGGCCGGCGAAAGUCCUCGCUGGAGGAGAUCGGCAUCAGCCAUUUCACGACCCUGAUGCAGGCCACGAAUCACAGCAACCCCAUCAAGAUCUCGCUCAAUGGCAGCAUAGGCAUGGAGAAUCAGAUUUCUCUCCAGGUCACCCCGCCAGAGGAGCCCACACCCAUGCUGGGCGUGCCCUGCAUGAUGGGCGGCGGUGGCGGCGGCGGCAUAAACCCAUCCGGGACUGGAUCCUCAACUAGUGGCAUGCUAGGGGCUGGCUCUUCGCUGGCGAUCAACACGGCUGACCUGGGGCCAGGACCCAGCACCUCAUCGGGGGCCUGUAGCUCCCUGCAGCCCCAGGACUCGCUUGGCCCCCAGUCGUCGCAGGUGUCGUCGCCGCAGCAUCUGCAGGGAACGAUUGUAUGAUACAACCUGAUGUGGGGGCGCCGUCUCCGCUCCUCCAUGUCAAAGAACAAAUGGAUAUAGAACACGGCCGGCACACACAGACACACGCGUAGAGAUAAGUUCUGAGAGUAAAAGUAUUAGGAGAGACCAACCAACCCACCCCCAACGUCUGUGGUGUGCGUCCCAGUCCCUCUCCCUUUUAAGACGAGCCCUGCAUAGGGAAGGGUUUAGCUACGGAUAUAGUGCGAUAGAUUACCAUAGAGUAGAAAUGUCUAUAAGGAACAUGCAUAUAGUAUAGGAAUAAUUACGAGUAUAUGCUUUAUAAACAACAAACAACACGCAACAAAAGUUGAGGCAAAUUGUGUUUUGGGAACAAGAUAUGUAGUUAAACUAUUGGAUAGAUUGGAUGAUGAUUUAGCUAACUGUACAUAUAUAUCUGAGCCUAGUUCUAAGUACCCGAUUCGUUUCUAGCAUAUCCGAGGAGCAUAGCAAACUAUCAAAUUCUCAAGCCCCUGUAUCUGUGUGUACCCUAGGUAUAUCCCACAUAUACAUAUGCAAGUCCUAUUCGGAUUUUGGUCGGCUUAACUUCCUCCCACAUACAUAUAAUAUACCACAUAUAGAUACUUGUCUGAAGGUGCUAUCAAUGUCAUGUACUAUACACAUACACACGAAAAACAUCCCAAGUUUUGUAAAACUCUUUGAAUUGUUUUACACAAUUGUAAAAACAAAGGCAAAUGAAAGAAAAACAAACUAAACAGGAAACGGUUUUCAUAACAUAGUUUGGAACGGGCUUUGGUAUACUCUAAUGCUUUACGAAACCAACCAAAAAACUUAUAUAUACAUAUAGAAGCAAGGAAUUUGUAUAUAUACACUGUAUAUUAGAACCAACCAACAUUCAAGGAAGCAUUAAAAGAGCAAAUCUAAAACAACUAUUAGAACUUAAGAAUACCAUACGGAAUACGGAAUACGGAAAACGCAAAACAACAGAAGCUAGGAUCUAGAGCUUAGAGUUAUUCUAUAGUUAAGAGUAGUAUCCACCUAAAUACCAUACAUACAUACCAUACCAUACCUAUAACGCCGACACAUCGAGAGUGUCGGCCACUGUACCAAAUUCAAUGAGCUAUACACACACACCCCCGUAGCAUAGUGUUAGGAAACGCAACCCCAACUCAAUUGAAUAUUUCGAAGAAACGUCCCAAUUAUAGAGCCUCUAUAGGUAGUAGCUAGAGCAAACACACAUCCCUACACACACUUGAAAAUGUUAGUUAAAGCACAAAAAGCAGUUUUUUAAGGAAAUUUUACUCAACAUUGCCGAUGACGGUGAGGGUGAGGAAGAUGAAAUGCAUUCCAGUGUCUCAAAAGAAAGCCUAGUUAAGCAUAUGCCUGUCACAACAGAUACUUAUUUACAUAGAUCUGUACAAACCAGCAUUCAUAUACCCACUGUAUGUACUUAGGUGAGAAUGUAUUUGUGUAAGAACUAGCACUUAGAUCGAACCGAUGUCUCAAUGUACAAAAGAUAGAUAACUAAUCCGCAUCUGGCAUCUGGCAUCUGGCACCUGGCAUUGGCAUCAUUAGAGUUUUAGUGUGGACUAGAAUAUAAACUUGCUGUAAUAUUUAUCGAUGCUCUUUAAGGCAUGCCGAACAGAACUCACAAUAAACUCAAAAUAUAUAGUUGGAAAUAUUGUAUUGCGAACGAA
Molecule: messenger RNA, 8474 nt
Organism: Drosophila miranda
Lineage: Eukaryota; Metazoa; Arthropoda; Insecta; Diptera; Drosophilidae
Gene: SLO2
Product: potassium channel subfamily T member 2
Exons: 29
Coding region: 1501-6798 (1765 amino acids)
Biological process (GO): potassium ion transport
Cellular component (GO): membrane
Molecular function (GO): intracellular sodium-activated potassium channel activity
Source: RefSeq, a predicted model, not a curated record